GAAUUGUCCUAGUGCAGAACACGAAAAUACGAGCGUUUUCCCUCAUCACUUGGGGUCAUCUGACAUUGUUCACUUUUGUGAGGAUUGGGCAGUUCCCGAGAGGAAAUCUUUUCGCAUUUUGGGGGUGCGCGGCGCACCACGCAGUUCCGACUGGCAACGACCAGCCUUUUUCACGGAACCGCGACUUCUUCCGCGCAAAAGCCUCGUUCGUGCGAAGCCCGCGCCAGUAUCGCCCCAUUGCACUACGCACCGUUGAAGGAAGCGAACAAGACACACACAAUCAACGGCGACACUUGCACUUGUGCAUCACACAAACUCUCACUUAUUGCAGUCCUACGGCGGCACCUGCGGCAAUCUGCCAUGUCGUUGCAUACCUGGAUACGGCCGCCUGGGAGCCCGUUCGGACACUUGCUGCACGUCCCCCGCUGGGCAGCCAUCACAGCGGCACUGGGCGGCAGUCUUGUCGUCGUGCCUGUGCUGUGGCUGCGGUAUUGGAAACGAGUGUUUGAUCUACGGACUGUGACUGAGGGGUCUGUUACCAGGGUCACGACAAGAGGGAAGAGUGAGCUGCCGUGGCGGGUCGGGGAAGUGCUCGGCCACAAAGGAGACGGCGAUAGCGACUGCAACAACCCCAACAGCGGAAAUGACGAGGCCGCAUUGUCAGCCGGGGAGGCCUUUACGGAUGUCGAAUACAUUGUUGCCCGCGAGCGCGUGGUCUCACAUCCGAUAGAUGUCCGGAGCAUCAGGCACGAAUUCCGCCGCAAAGGCUACACCACGGCCACCACGAGCGAUGACAAUGACGACGACAACAGCAUUCAUAUCGUCAGCUCAAGCAUGCACAGCGAUGACCCGUCAUCAUUGUUCUCACCUGCUGAACUCGGCGAGAUACUAGACCUCGACGCCCUCGUCAACGCGUACCUCCGCACCACGAUGACUUUGUUUGCAGUGUACACUCCACAGGCGUAUGCGAUGCGUCUUCAUCCAGCUGUGCGUCGGCAUGUCGGCGGGCGUCUUCGUCGUGGUCGCGAGAUCGGGACCUCGGGCGGCUCAGCUGGUCCCACCACCGCAGCGGCAGCAGCGGCUGCUGUGUCCGAGAGAUACCCUGGGCUCGACGCGGAGGGCGAGGAAGUACCGGCGCGGGUGACGUUUACCAGAGAGUAUAUCGCCCAGUGCGACUUCGUGCCUGGAGACAGGGUGUGUGGUGUGUAUGUCGUUGAGCAGCGGCGCAGGACUGGCAGCGGGAUAAGAGUGGUCUUGCGUCUAUCGCCGCCUGGUGGGAAGGACGAGUGGAAGGAUGCUCCGAGCGGUGUGUUGGACCUGGGCAUUGAGGAGGUCGACCACGAGGGCCAUGACGAUGAUGAUGACGACGAUGCCUUGACUGUUCAUGGAGGAGAAGAAUCAAAAGAUGGUGGGAAUCAGAGCGAGAUUUUGAUGACUGCAAAGACAGGCAGGGCGAGGAAGAUGCGCUUCGUCAACGAGACCGUGCUUUGGAGGGCCAAGGACGAAAGGCCCGUGUUUCUCGAGGCCCAGCUGGGGCGAUGGAUGCACAGCCUGAUGGCCGCGUGGUUUGUCGUUGGCGGCUCCGAGGCGGUCACGGUAUCGUCUCUGUGAGUUAUACGCUAUGCAUUUUAGUACAGGCUGGCUACUACUAGUAGACAUAAUCUAUGGAGAAACAGACUUUCCGAACAACAUUCGUAACGAAGUGCUGAAGAAUGGGGGUAUGGAGUUGCUGAGACGGCAUUCCUACCACCUGCGGGGGAACGCAACUAGGAACGGGCCGCAACAACUAUACAGACUAGGUUCAUAAACAGGAUGUAUUUUCAUUCUGUGCUCUCUCAGACUUGUGGAG
Messenger RNA from Microdochium trichocladiopsis, 1849 nucleotides. RefSeq lists its product as uncharacterized. The record is from RefSeq and is a predicted model, not a curated record. The transcript has a single exon. Bases 361 to 1611 code for a protein of 416 amino acids. NCBI's taxonomy places the organism in Eukaryota, Fungi, Ascomycota, Sordariomycetes, Xylariales, Microdochiaceae.